Messenger RNA from Erigeron canadensis, 771 nucleotides. RefSeq names its product chloroplastic import inner membrane translocase subunit HP30-2-like. The transcript is spliced from 5 exons. Gene Ontology annotation, cellular component: chloroplast inner membrane; TIM22 mitochondrial import inner membrane insertion complex. Gene Ontology annotation, biological process: protein targeting to chloroplast; protein insertion into mitochondrial inner membrane. Lineage: Eukaryota; Viridiplantae; Streptophyta; Magnoliopsida; Asterales; Asteraceae. Gene Ontology annotation, molecular function: transmembrane protein transporter activity. The record is from RefSeq and is a predicted model, not a curated record. Bases 1 to 771 code for a protein of 256 amino acids.
AUGUGGUGGAAGAAGAAGGAAGUAGUCUUGGUGGUGGGUAAUGAGAACCCACUCAAAGAGUUGGACAAAAAAUGCAAAGAAUACAAAAUCUUCUUGGAUCAAUGGGUUGUCAAACAAUCUCUACCAGUGGAGGCUUCUAUAGCAACCGUCGCUGGUGCCGUCCGUGGGGCAGCCUUAGGCAUCAGUUUGACGAGUGUUGUUGAUCAUGUCUUGCCGGCUUUCAAUCUUCCUCCACGUCCAGCCACCUCAAAGACUAAUAUACCAGGGUGUCCUCCCUCUUUGGUACCUUACCAACCUAUUAUCUCAGGAAGCACUUUAGCACAAGCUCGUAAUUUUGCUGUUUUGACGAGUGUAAAUGCAGGCAUAUCAUGUGUCUUGAGAAGACUAAGAGGAAAGAAGGAUUUUGAGACAUGUAUGAUGGCAGGUUUUGGUUCUGGAGUCAUGUCAUCAUUGGUUUCUGGCAUGAGUGGUCCUAGUGUGAUCCCUGUUGGUAUUUUCUUUGCGCUCUUGAGCGGAGGAGCUUUUAAGGUAAAGGAGAGAGCUUUGAAUGAACAAGCAAAAGAUGCAGCAAAGUAUAAGAGAGUCAGACGAAUGCUAUCUAACCUCGGUCUUAGUCAAUACGAGAAGAACUUCAAGAAAGCCAGGUUAGAUGACGACGCUUUUUUCUCCCUUACGGAAAGAUCCCUAGAAGCAGCUGGAAUCCCUUCUAGAUCAACACUGGAUAUCCUAAGCGAACUCAAACACGGUGACAUUUUAUAUAUAUUUGGAUGA